Ooceraea biroi (clonal raider ant) is the source of this 893-nucleotide messenger RNA. It is a transcript of the gene SelT, whose product is annotated as selenoprotein T. Gene Ontology annotation, biological process: cell redox homeostasis. NCBI's taxonomy places the organism in Eukaryota, Metazoa, Arthropoda, Insecta, Hymenoptera, Formicidae. The record is from RefSeq and is a predicted model, not a curated record. Gene Ontology annotation, cellular component: endoplasmic reticulum membrane. Gene Ontology annotation, molecular function: thioredoxin-disulfide reductase (NADPH) activity.
AGAGAAUGAGAGAGAGAUGGUGGGAAUACGUUGAUAGGUACCAUGCAGUACUGAUGCGUUUGGUUGUCGCGCGAGUGGUACGGUUGCGUUUUCUUCAAUGAAUUAGGAUAAAUAUGCGCUGGCUAAUAAGUCUGUGUACCCUGGCGAUUCUGUUGGUGCACGGAAUAGAGGCGAACGGUGAUGAGGCGCCGCUAACCAAACUCGGUGCGAAGACCGGGCCGACCCUGAGAUUCGCUUAUUGCUACUCGUGCGGCUAUAGGAAAGUCUUCGAGCAGUAUGCCAGCAUCCUCAAGGAGAAGUAUCCGGAGCUUCACGUGGAGGGACAGAACUUUAAUCCACCCGGUUACAACAUGUUCGUCGCGAAAUCGCUGGGAAUGCUGAAGAUACUGAUAAUUAUCCUUAUUGUGAGCGGAUUCGACUUCGGUAGGCCUUUACCGUCAGUAUGGCAGUGGUGUAUAGACAAUCGUUUUUAUGCGUGCAUACUGAUUUUCCUGAUCUGCAACGCCAUCGAAGGCCAGCUGAUCUCAUCGGGCGCGUUCGAGAUACACUUCAAUGAUGUUCCCGUUUGGUCGAAGCUCGAGACCGGCAGGAUACCGCAGCCGCCUGAAUUGUUUCAGAUAAUCGAUUUCCAUUUAGACAUGAUGUUCUCGGAGGCAGAUGUAGGGAAAAUAAGUUUCAAUAAGUAACCUCGUUGCGCGGGCGCGGGUAAGCGGAGAUUAAUAAAUCCAACCGUGUGUCACACUGGAAGGGGAGGUUCAGUAAUGAUGCGAUGUGAUGAAAAUAUGUACAAUGUAUCUGUUAAAUAAGGUCUUAUCAUAGAACAUAAUAUCAAUAAGGGUAUUACGUACAUACAAUUGUGUGAUUUAAAUAAAACUGUUACAAACAUUUUUUCA